Catharus ustulatus (Swainson's thrush) is the source of this 3430-nucleotide messenger RNA. It is a transcript of the gene UTP14A, whose product is annotated as UTP14A small subunit processome component. NCBI's taxonomy places the organism in Eukaryota, Metazoa, Chordata, Aves, Passeriformes, Turdidae. Gene Ontology annotation, cellular component: nucleolus; small-subunit processome. The transcript is spliced from 14 exons. Gene Ontology annotation, biological process: rRNA processing. Bases 352 to 2949 code for a protein of 865 amino acids. The record is from RefSeq and is a predicted model, not a curated record.
GAACCGCUCGUGGUCCCCUUCCCUCCGGCAGGGCCCUGCCGCGAGCCCCCCGUGCGCCCAGCCCGGCACCGAGGGGGAGAACGACAGAGCGGGCGAGCACGGAUGCUGCGGUUGUGGGGACAGACACUGGCACCCCUCCGCAGCUGAGAGCUCCGUGUAUUUGCUCACACGAGCUUCCGGACCCCAUCAACCCCAGAAACGCUCCCCGGCGCUGGGCGGGAGGAGCCGUAGGUGUGGCAGCUCCGUCCCCGAGCCCGCGGCAUUGGCGCGUCCCAGGGGAAACAGCGAAUCCCGGAAUCCCCGUGGCUGGGGGACCCACGAGGGUCACGGGCGGAGCGCAGACCCGCAGAGAUGCUCUGGGCCGUGGUGGCACCGCCGGCUCCCUGCCCGGCGAACCUGAGGCGCCCCCGGAGGGCCAGAGCUGUCCCGGAGUCCCCGGGGACCCCGUCCGAGGCUGGGACGGUGGUGUCCGUGCCCCGGUCCCUCCCGGGUCCCCCUCGGUCCCCACCGGUUCUCCCGCCCCGCCGGCGGACCCGCUGUCAUGCAACCCGGACGUCACAGGAGCGCGCUUUGCGGCAGGGCGCGAGGGCUCGGCGCGACACUCGGUGGCGCUUUGCGGCAGUACCGGCGUGCGGGGCCAUGGCGGAGGAGGAGGACCUGGCAGCGGCGGCGGCCGGGAGCGGCAGCGAGAGCGAGGAGGGGGAGGAUGGCGAGCGGCGGCACCGGCAGCUCCUGGAGGCGAUCAGCGCCUUGUCUGGACGGAAACGGCGGAAGCUGGCGGAGCGCUCGGAGGCCAGCGGGCAGGUGUCCGAGUUCAAUGUCACUUGCAAAGGUGCUGGGGAAAAGCUGGUGCUGUCGGAGCUGCUGCAGCCCAUCCAUCCCAAAUCCACACUGGGCAGUGUGAGGAAGGAGCUGGCCAGAGUGAAGCGGAAGGCAGCGGUGGAGCUGCCUCUGAGCAAAGAGGAGGCCAAGAGGGUGGUGAGGGAGGCUGCCUAUGUCACCACCUCGAAGGACGUGGGGAAAUGGCAGCAGGUGGUCCUGCAGAACCGGCGUGCAGAGCAGCUGGUGUUCCCCCUGCGGCAGGACAUCGCCACCGUCACCCCUCUGGAGAGGGCUACCUCGGCGUGGAAGGCCCGAACUCCACUGGAGCAGGAGAUCUUUGGCUUGCUCCACAAGACACAGCAGCCCAUCACAGACCCGCUGCUGACAGCAGAGGAGAUGGCCUCAGUGCAGGCCAUGAGCUUGGAGGAGGCACGGCACCGGCGGGCAGAGCUGCAGAAGGCUCGGGCAGUUCAGUCCUACUACGAGGCCAAGGCUCGGCGAGCGAAGCGGAUCAAGAGCAAGAAGUACCACCGCAUGCUGAAGAAGAGCCGGAGGCGCCAGGCCCUGAAGGAGUUUGAGCAGCUGCACAAAUCAGACCCUGCAGCCGCCUUGGCACGGCUGGAGGAGCUGGAGCAGCUCAGGAUGCAGGAGCGGAUGAGCCUGAAGCACCAGAGCAAGGGAAAAUGGGCCAGAUCCAGGGCCAUUAUGGCUAAGUAUGACCUCGAGGCCCGCAAGGCCAUGCAGGAGCAGCUGGCCAGGAACAAGGAGCUGAUGCAGAAGGUGCGGGUGGAGCCGCCCGAGGAGGAGCCCUGUGAGCUACCCGAGGGGGACACCCCGGCCUUGCCCGUGCCCACCGGGGCCAGCGCAGCUAAUCCCUGGAUGCUGGGCAAGCCCAAUGGCCCAGCCACGGAGCCUGAGGCACAGGAGGGUCCAAGAGAUGACACAGUGCCUGAUGCUGUGGAGAACAAGGAUGAGAUGGAGGAGGAGGAGCUGUCAGAGGAAGAAGCUCUGCUGCAAGACUUCGAGCAGAAGCGACGAGAGCGGACAGGGAUCCUCCAGGGGCACAGUGAGGAGCAUGGUGCUGAUGAGACUGAGCCUGGUGCUGAGCAGCCCAGGGACAGCCCAGUCCCCCCAGCCUGUUCUGAGGAGCUGGGGGACAGCCCAGUACCCUCAGUCUGUGCUGAGGAGCUGGUGAGCGCAGGACUGGAGUUGCCCCCUCAGGCCCAGGAGCAGCUCCUGCUCUCAGAGCAGCUGCACCAUGUGCAGACCAUGGAGGAUAUGGAGAAUCUGGCCAAGGAGGAGUUUGUGGAAGAGCAGGAGAAGCUGGUAGCCCCGAGAGCAGGGAAGCAAGCACAGCAGCAGGAGGCAGGCAGGGCUGGGGACAGACAUACCAAGAAAACAACAACUAAGAGGAAAAUGAUCAGCCUGGAGGCCGUGCUGGAUGGCAAACCCCAGGAGAUGGACUGCCCCAGCCUGCCUGUGGUGCUGGAGGAGGAGGAGGGUGGCAUGGAGCAGCGUGGCAUGAUCACGGAGGCCUUUGCUGGGGAUGAUGUGGUCGCCGACUUCCGCCGGGAGAAGCGCAAGGCAGAGGAGGCGGCGAAGCCACGGCCGGUGAACCUGGUGCUGCCAGGCUGGGGCGAGUGGGGCGGCACGGGGCUCAAACCCAGCACCAGGAAGAUCAAGAGGUUCCUGAUCAAGCCACCGCCAGCACCUCCGCGGAAGGACCGGCACCUGCCCCACGUCAUCCUGAGCGAGAAGCGCAACAUCCACGCGGCAGCACAUCAGGUCAGCGAGCUGCCCUUCCCAUUUGAGCAGCACCAGCAGUUCGAGCAGAGCAUGCGGACGCCCGUGGGCUCCACGUGGAAUACUCAGCGCGCCUUCCAGAAGCUCACAGCCCCUCGAGUCAUCACCCGCACUGGCCACAUCAUCCAGCCCAUCUCGGCUGAGGAUGUCCCCGACACAGCCCCCGGCAGCGGGGCCAGGCUCGGGGGGGAGGCCAUGCCCGGGAGGAAGGCUGUCCUCAGGGGGAAGGCUGUGCCCAAGGGGAAGGCUGUGCCCAAAGGGAAGGCUGUGGAGGGGAAGGCUGCAGGAGGGAAGGCGCAGCCCCAGCACCGCAGAGCGAGGUAGCUCUGUGUCUGUAGCCUGCGGUCUCGAACUGGAGCAAGUGGAGGAACCAGGAGCAGCUCCUGGUUCUGUCCAGUUCCUUCUACCUCUUUCUCUGCAAUAAAACCCAGGGCUGCCCUUCCUUGCUGUCUGCAUGGCUGCCUUGGCAGUGUCCAGGGUUAGGUUGGGCCGGUGCCCUCCAUCCUGUCCUUGAGGUCCAUGCAGGGUUGAGUGCUUUGGCUGAGUUGAAAGUGAAAGCUUGGUCGAGAGCUCAUAGUGGGAUACACCUGGGAGCAUGGUGAGAGAUUGGAAUAGCUGCCAACAUCCUGUCCUUUGCCUUUGUCUUGUAUAUCCCCAUUUUUCUACCUAUAUAGAUUUUAAAAUCUUGGCCAAAGGGGCUUUCUCCCCACUUUGUCAUGCUGAGCCUGGUCUUGGGGGUGUUUCUGAGGUCCACCUGCACUCCUAAAGUAGCUGCUCAGUCCUAAUAAAGCUGGUCACCUGGAAA